Paramisgurnus dabryanus is the source of this 2944-nucleotide messenger RNA. It is a transcript of the gene mfsd6a, whose product is annotated as major facilitator superfamily domain containing 6a. Gene Ontology annotation, biological process: antigen processing and presentation of exogenous peptide antigen via MHC class I. Gene Ontology annotation, cellular component: plasma membrane. Lineage: Eukaryota; Metazoa; Chordata; Actinopteri; Cypriniformes; Cobitidae. The record is from RefSeq and is a predicted model, not a curated record.
CCAAACUCGGUUUGCUGUGCAGGUGAACGCUGGUUCGUCGCCGCGAGCAACAACAGUGUCCGUACAAAACGUGAAAUAAUUAAGAAAAGCUAUAGAAAAUCACCACACAGAAUCAAGAACAAGAUGAUCGCUGGGUUGAUCGCUGGAAAUGGACGGAAAAAAUCAACUUUUUAAUCCAUAUUUACGUCUUCCGGGGUAACAAAUACACCUGAAAACUUUGCGACAGAUCUAUUAACCAGUACAGCAAAGAUGGCCGACGACCACGUGGCCAUCUUAACAGACGAUGAAGAGGAGUUGAAGAGGAGGCACCUUGAGCGCUUCGAUCGUGUGUCACUUGAGAUUCGGCCAGAACAGCCCGCCCCUUCUUCUGAGCCCGACGGUACGCCCCCUCAACGUGAGAUGGGCUGCUGCGAACGCUUGUUUCUCCGGGUCAACCCCCAACUUCUCGUCUCGAAAGUCUUUUAUUUUUUUUUCUACUCUGCCUACGGUUCCCUUCACCCACUUCUCGCUCUUUACUAUAGGCAGCUGGGAAUGACCCCAACCCAAAGUGGUCUCUUAGUGGGAAUUCGAUAUUUCAUCGAGUUCUGUAGCGCCCCCUUUUGGGGAGUCGUGGCAGAUCGUUUCAAGAAAGGCAAAGUAGUGUUAGUUUUCUCUGUGCUUUGUUGGCUCGUUUUUAACUGUGGGAUCGGCAUUGUGCAGCCAGCAAACAUCAAAUGUAAAGAGGAGAACCCUCUGAUGACCACAACUAUGGAACCACCUCCCCUCCCGACCACAUCCAACGAGUCAUUCUACCUCAACUCCAGUUUCAUCCCGACAACUCAGCGGAUGAGACGACGACGGGACCUGAUCGGACUGUUUUCAAAUCUGUUUGUCGUCCAUAGCUCUGAACGUAGGUUCAGACGGGAGGCCAACUUGAGUUACACCAGGGCACCCAAUGGACUGAAUGGACUGAAUAGCACGACACAGUCUGAGGCCCCCUCGACUGUACCACCCAAAGCAACUACAUUUAUGUCAACGACAGAACCUACCAGCACAAAUACGACAUUCCCAAGCACCACAAGCACAACAACUGUGCCUACGAUGCCAAAUUACGACACGGAGUAUAACGUGGACCAAGUUCAAGGGAUUUUCCUGCUGAUCCUGCUGGUCAUUAUCGUUGGCGAGUUUUUCAGUGCUCCAGCCCUUACAAUCGUAGAUACGGUGACUCUGCAAUACCUUGGUUUGCACCGUGACCGCUACGGUCUCCAGCGAAUGUGGGGAUCGCUCGGCUGGGGUGUCGCCAUGCUCUGCGUCGGCAUCUGGAUCGACCAUACCAGUACAGAGCUUUAUAUCGAGGAUGGAAACGGUUGCUACAUGCGCAAUUACAAAAACUACACUAUCGCCUUUAUUGUGUUUGGCGUACUAAUGGGGAUCGCACUGAUUGUCUCCACUCAAUUUACGUUUGACGGUCAAACUCAAGCAAAGAGUGAUAAAAAAGAGGUGGUAGACCACCAGCAACAAGAUGCCCAACCUGGAGGUUCUUCCUCCGGUAGAACAGAGAACGCAGAGACCCCAACAAAUGUCCAAGUCGAAGAGUUCCACUUCUGGGACUUGAUGAAGCUGUUGUGUGGGGUACGGUACAGUACCGUGUUGUUCGUAGCUUGGUUCAUGGGCUUCGGAUAUGGGUUUGUUUUUACCUUCCUUUACUGGCAUUUGGAGGACCUGACCGGGACGACGACGCUGUUUGGCGUCUGCUCCGUUUUGAGUCACAUAUCGGAGCUCGCCGCAUAUUUCACCAGCCACAAAUUCAUCGAGCUGGUGGGGCACAUCAGGGUUCUGUACAUUGGCCUGGCUUGUAAUACAGCGCGUUACCUCUACAUCUCAUACCUGAAGAAUGCUUGGAGCGUGCUGCCCAUGGAAAUCUUACAAGGUUUGACGCAUGCUUCUGUAUGGGCGGCGUGCAUCUCGUACUUGAGCGCAGCCGUAUCUCCGUCUCAACGGACGUCUGCUCAGGGCAUCCUGCAGGGGCUUCACCUCGGGCUGGGAAGAGGCUGUGGAGCUAUGGUCGGAGGGGUUUUCGUCAACUACUUCGGUGUUGCAGAGACGUUCAGAGGAAUUGGAAUGACUUCUCUUGUUAUAUUAAUCAUCUUUUCAUUCAUUAUGUGCAUCACUGGUCAAGAUGAGAAGAAGGAGGACAAGAUGCUAGCGGAGAACAUUCCUAUUGCAUCCAGCCCCGUUCCCAUAGCGACCAUCGACCUGGUCCAGAACACGGCAGACUUGGCAACGCCCAGUCGACCCGAGCCCAAACUUCCUGUUUGGAAACUGCGACACCAGGAGGAGCAGGAGGACCUGAACAAGCCCGCCUGGGUCCCCUCCGGGUCACCGUGGGUUACCAUCGCCUUCGCCUUUUAUCAGAUCAGAGAGAUGGUCGUCAUGGCGAGGACAUACCCACCUGUUGAGGUCCAGCCCCUUCAGGACACAGAUGAGGUCCAUUCAGACUCUCGGGAAGAGGACCAAUUACCUCCAGUCUCUGACAGGACCACCCAACAGGACGACCGUCCCAGUGGCCCCCAGUCUCAGGAGGACCCCGGGCCUCCAGGAGCCACUGAACAUUGAUGAUUCCCUAUAGGGCACAUGCAAGCCUAUAUUAGGGUAGGGACACACUAAACCAACGCCAAAUUAGCACUUGAGGUUACCUGUGAUGUCACCUCGAAUUGCCUGUGUUGGGGCCAAGAGACUCAAAACCUCCCACCUGAAGUCACACACUGUACCUUAUACCAAAGGGUGUUUUCACGACUUGGUAUUGUAUUAUACUGAACUAUUUUACCUUUAGGCCUUUUAAAGUGGAACUAUAUGGACGUAUAAAUAAGUGAAGGAGAAUAUUAUGUGGUGUAAAUGGCCUUUGUAUUCAUUUUUAACUUAUUUUUUGCACAAGCUUUAAAUAAAGCUUGAUUAUUUAAACCGA